Molecule: messenger RNA, 2348 nt
Organism: Mesocricetus auratus (golden hamster)
Lineage: Eukaryota; Metazoa; Chordata; Mammalia; Rodentia; Cricetidae
Gene: Ggt6
Product: gamma-glutamyltransferase 6
Exons: 4
Coding region: 1-1476 (491 amino acids)
Cellular component (GO): extracellular exosome
Source: RefSeq, a predicted model, not a curated record
AUGGAUGCCACCACAGAGGCUGUAAUCUACCACAAGCUGCAACUCUGGGAGCCUGGCAUGGAGUCGGAGGAGGAGGAGGAAGAAAUAGCAGAGCCACUGGUCCUCUCCCUAAGGAGAUCCCAAAAUAUCCCCCGGAACAAGGUUGGUGGGCUGCCAGGAGCCUGGGCCCGCCUGCUUGCAAGCCUGCUGCUGCUAGCUGUUAGCAGCUCCCUGGCUCUGAGGCAGCUGCACAAUAGGGACAGUCCAAAAGGAAACCUGGGCUCUGCAGCCCCUCCAGCCAGCCGACACUCCCAUAACCCUGGUGUGUACCACCAUGGAGCCAUUAUCAGCCCUGCAGCCACGUGUUCUCAGCUGGGUCAAGAGCUACUUGUCGAUGGGGGGAACGUCGUGGAUGCUGGAGUUGGAGCAGCUUUGUGUCUGGCAGUAGUACAUCCUCAUGCAACAGGGCUAGGUGCCAUGUUCUGGGGCCUCUUCUACAACAGCUCCUCGGGAAAUGCAACUGCCCUGACAGCAGGCCCAGCCCGAACCCUGGCUCCUGGCCUGGGGCUGCCCACAGCACUGCCUGCCCUUUAUUUGCUUCACACACACUUCGGCCACCUGCCCUGGCCACACCUCCUGGCCAAGCCUGCCAUGCUGGCUCAAAACGGCUUUGAGGUAGAUGCACCCCUGGCAAAUGCACUAGCAGCCCAGGGCACAAAGGGGCUCUGUCCACUCUUCUGCCAUACCAACGGGACUCUACUGGGUCUUGGGGCUCAAGCCACCAACCCCAGCCUGGCAUCUGUGUUGCACCGGGCGGCCCUGGCCUCCAGUCCAGAUCUUGCUGGGGAUGCCUUGCUGAGUCUGCUGGUCAGAGACCUGGGGCUAGAAGAGGCCCCUACUCAGCCCGUGCCCUCCCUAGAGCCUGCACUGCAGCUUUCCAUGCCACAGGGUGUCCUCUUUACUACUCCUGGUCCCUCAGCUGGCCCAGAACUUCUGGAACUGCUGGAGUCCGCCCUUCACUCCAGGACACCCAGUCCUACUUCCUGUCUAUCUCUCCUGCAAACGGCCAUGACCUCAGUGGAUAGCGCCCUCGCCACCGUGGACAGCAGUGGUUCUAUGCUCCUUCUAACCUCUUCAAUCAACAGCUCCUUUGGUUCUGGACACCUGUCCCCAAGCACUGGUGUUCUGCUCAGCAACCUGGUGGCCAGAUCUGAACCCAGUGCCUGGGCCUGCCCACUCAUUCUCCGUGGUAGCCUGGAUGACACAGAAGCCGAUAUGUUGGGGCUACUGGCUUCAGGGACACUCAGUGGGGCCAAAGCAAUGACUUGCACCUUGCUCAAUCAUCUGGCAGCACCCCAAAUCCCUCAAGCUCAACAAAGAUCCACAGAAAGGCCUGGAGUCUGUGGUCAAGGGAACCUACUCCAGGUUGUAGUUCAUGCAGAACAUGCCCAUGUCUCCAGUGUCCCCAGUGGCUGCUGCCCCUUCCAGGGGUAUUAACAGAAGGACAGAGUCUGGAGAGGGCAGAGUUGUUUGGAACCUGAGUGCCAAAACAGAUGAGGCCUAGCAGCAAUGAGUGUAUAAAGAGAAUGUACCCGUGAUGGGUUCGAUGCUCCAUCAGCCCGUCCUCCAGCGUGUUCUGUCACCUGGAUCUAGCUCUGGCAUCCAGGGCUAGUCCACCCAUGUUUCCUAGUACCCACACUGAUGGAAUUGUUCAGGGUUUUCUAUCAGAUAAGGACCUAGAGGAUGAUGGAAAAGAGACUGAGUGCAACUCACCUUCAGGAAAGUCCAGUGGAGGGUUGUCAGCCCCUGGCUGUCUUUGGGCAGGGUGGACAGCACCAUCUUCCAUUGGACCAUUCCCUGCUGAUCUUUAUCAGUUGGGAUGGAAACGUAUAAAGUCCAACUCUCCCAGGAACCAAGUGCCAUUCCUGUGUUUUGGUUAACUUUCCCAUUACCCUUUGAGAUCUCUAAUGCCAAGGCAGCAUCCACCAUGUGCAACGCAAAUGAUGAAUGGCAGACGCAGGUGGAGCCUGGACUGGUGUCUUUCAACUUUCCCCUGCUCCACCCACCCUCUGCCUCCUGGGGAUCCACCUGUGCAAGGUAAAUCUUAUUCCACUCGUAGAACAGAAGGCAGAGCAGAGAAGGGUUGGGACAGUGAGUGAGAGGUGCUGCUCGUUACAAAAGGGCUGAAACCGGUUUGGCCAUGACCUUCCCUCUAGGAUUGAGAUCUCUGGGCUAUAACCCUCUAGAAAUAGCUCCUCAGGCCAAGGGCAACGACAGCCAAUAGACUUCCCCUACCUGACAAAGUAAAGGGCAAUUCUGAUGUAAUGUUUUGAGGGUUUAAUUUUUUAAUUAAAUAUUUUUUUAUUUUA